CGGCUCCUCCGCAUUCUGUCCAAUCACGAAACGAGACGUAAUCGGUUUUGAUUACGCGGGGGAGUGGUUGCCGUGACAACGCCGCGCCCCUUCGACAUCUUUCAGGAAAUGAAUGCGAAGGAAUAAGAAAAGCAGGAACUCGGAGCACUUGAAGGCGGACGAAAGAGUUGCUGAAGGGGGAAGUUUGGCUUGAAUGUUACGGACACCGGCGCAAGUACGAGAAGAUGCUUGUUAAGGAAUACCGAGUUAUUCUUCCCAUUUCUGUUGAAGAGUACCAGGUGGCUCAGCUGUACUCGGUGGCUGAGGCCAGUAAGAAUGAGACGGGAGGAGGAGAAGGAGUGGAGGUACUGAAGAAUGAGCCCUAUGAGAAGGAGGAUGGAGAGAAGGGGCAGUACACGCAUAAGAUCUACCACUUGCAGAGUAAAGUACCAGGCUUUGUGCGGAUGCUGGCACCAUCAUCAGCUCUGAAAGUCCAUGAGAAGGCCUGGAACGCUUACCCAUACUGUCGCACAAUUCUCACAAAUGAGUACAUGAAGGAUAAUUUUAUGAUCAUGAUUGAGACAUGGCACAAGCCUGACUUCGGUGACCAAGAAAAUGUACAUAAGCUUGAUGCAGAAGCAUGGAAGAAGACCGAGGUCGUUUACAUUGAUAUUGCUGACAGGAGUCAGGUAGAAGACAAGGACUACAAACCUGAUGAGGAUCCAGCCACGUUCAAGUCAGCGAAGACUGGAAGAGGACCUUUAGGACCUCAGUGGCGAAAAGAGCUUCCUCAGAAGACCGACUGUCCUCACAUGUGUGCCUAUAAACUUGUCACUGUCAAGUUUAAGUGGUUUGGUUUGCAAAAUAAAGUGGAAGGCUUCAUCCAUAAGCAAGAGAAGCGCUUGUUUACUAACUUCCAUAGGCAGCUCUUCUGCUGGAUAGACAGGUGGAUUAACUUGACAAUGGACGACAUUCGACGGAUGGAAGAGGAGACGCAAAAGGAACUUGAUAAGAUGCGAGAAAAGGACCCAGUAAAAGGGAUGUCUGCCUCAGAUGAGUAAAGGCCCUGCAGCUGGGACUCUAUAUUACCCAGUGAGCAGCAGUAUUGUUCGUGUCCCAGGCAGUGCUCGAGAGGAUGUCUUUCCUCUUGAUCCACUCCGUUAUGGUGCCUCCCUCAAGUCCUUCUCCCACAACCGUGGAGCUCCUACACACCAUAAAAUCCUCCUAUAGCUGAUUCCUACACUAAACAAUAAUAUAUAAUGCUGAUUAUUCAUGUUUAUUUUUAAGGUUUACUGCUUUUAUUUUAAAACUGUGUUUCGUCACCACAGGUGUUUCCCACCACGUUUUUAUUGAGCUGGCUGACAACUACAUUUUUCUUCUUUUCCUUCCCUGUUAGCACUGACAUCUCCACAUAACACUGUUCUUACACUCGUUCUCUUUAGUUUGAUUACUGUUCUGUUUACUUCUUUAAGCUACAUUCGCCCCACUGUUGUGUGCUCCUAAACUGCCUUAGGGGUGACAGUUGGUUACCCUCUGUGUGUGUGUGUGUGUGUGUGUGUGUGUGUGUGUGUGUGUGUGUGUGUGUGUGUGUGUAGGAGGUUUCAAGCUAGCACUUACUCCUAACCACGUGACCCACCACUUUUUACACAUCUGAAAAUGCUCGUUGGAAGCAGUAUGGUGUCAUUGUGUUUACAUGAGGUAACCUCAGCCUGAUUGAAUAUGCAUCAUGGGUUUAAGGGAAUGAGGUUAUUUAGCGCCGAUGUGACUUUGUCUUCACUGUAACAGUAACAUCAGUGCUGCACUCAUUUUGAAUUCGGUCUGAAAGUUUGGAGUUGUCUACUUUGCCUCGAUUUUAACCCGGGGCGCUCAAGCUAGUUUAUUUAUUCACUGGGUAUUUUUACAGUUUGUCAAAUUUUCUGGGAUUAUGAAACACUGUGUAGGGCUGACAGUUUUCUACUCUUCUGGCAAUUCUAUCAUGAUUUGAAAUGGAUCAAUAAAAUGACAGACUUCUAUUUGUA
This is a messenger RNA of Pangasianodon hypophthalmus (striped catfish), 1997 nucleotides long. RefSeq names its product phosphatidylinositol transfer protein, alpha a (gene pitpnaa). Lineage: Eukaryota; Metazoa; Chordata; Actinopteri; Siluriformes; Pangasiidae. Gene Ontology annotation, cellular component: cytoplasm. The transcript is spliced from 12 exons. Gene Ontology annotation, biological process: phospholipid transport. The coding region runs from base 225 to 1040 and encodes 271 amino acids. The record is from RefSeq and is a predicted model, not a curated record. Gene Ontology annotation, molecular function: phosphatidylinositol binding; phosphatidylcholine binding; phosphatidylinositol transfer activity.